Molecule: messenger RNA, 6609 nt
Organism: Myxocyprinus asiaticus (Chinese sucker)
Lineage: Eukaryota; Metazoa; Chordata; Actinopteri; Cypriniformes; Catostomidae
Product: BRCA1-associated protein-like
Exons: 12
Coding region: 242-2014 (590 amino acids)
Biological process (GO): protein ubiquitination; Ras protein signal transduction
Cellular component (GO): cytoplasm
Molecular function (GO): zinc ion binding; ubiquitin protein ligase activity; nucleic acid binding
Source: RefSeq, a predicted model, not a curated record
AAGUAACCCGCGAAUUUAUUCUUCAUUCUGAAACGUCAUUGUUGUUUUCAUGCGUUUGUGCUCCUGUUAAUAAAAAUGUUUUUGUUUAGCGUUUAUGGUAUAGCUAUUAUCAGUCGGAUGUGAUGUUUUAAUACGUGCCACACUGCAUUAAUAGUGUUUUAUUGAAUUGUUGUUGUUGUUGUCUCUAGUGCAGUCGGCAGCCGUUGAUCAGUUAUUGAUCAGUUAUUGAUCAUCGGAACACAUGAGUGUGUCUCUGGUUGUGAUCAGACUCGAGCUCGCUGAUCAGUGUGAUUCCCCGCAGGGUUUUCAAUACUGCGCUGAGAUGUCAGAGGAGGAGAUGAGGGAGAAAGCGCUGGCCUCCGCCAGAGUCACGCUGAGCGGUAAAACGGAUCUGGAGCGAGCAACUGUACUCCAUCAGCACCUGGGCAGCCGAGUCAUGAGUGACAUGGUGAUCGAGACCUUUGAACCCAAUGCAGUAAAUUUGCGUAAAACAGAAGGAACCAAGGAAGUUAAUGGAGAGGUGAAAUCCGCAAAUGACAGUAAUGGAGAUGCCAACGAUGCGGGGACAACCCCAGACUCACCAUCCAAACAGCUACCGGAUCAGAUCUCCUUCUUUAGUGGGAACCCAUCUGUGGAGAUUGUUCACGGCAUCAUGCACCUUUACAAAACAAAUAAGAUGACGUCACUAACAGAAGACGUGAGGCGCAGCGCGAUGCUUUGUGUUCUCACGGUACCAACAACCAUGACAAGCCAUGACCUCAUGAAGUUUGUGGCUCCCUACAAUGAUGUCAUGGAGCACAUGAAGAUUAUCAGAGACUCCAUGCCCAACCAGUACAUGGUGCUGAUCAAGUUCAGGAGUCAGACCGAUGCUGACAGCUUCUACACAAUGUGCAAUGGCCGUCAGUUUAACUCGAUUGAAGAUGCCGUCUGCCAGUUAGUUUAUGUGGAGAGGGCAGAAGUCAUCAAAUCUGAAGAGGGGGCCAGUUUACCAGUUAUGGACCUCAUUGAGCUGCCCAAGUGCACUGUGUGUUUGGAGCGCAUGGACGAGUCGGUGAACGGAGUGCUGACCACCCUGUGUAACCACAGCUUUCAUAGCCAAUGCCUUCAGAGAUGGGAAGAUGCAACGUGUCCGGUCUGUAGAUACUGUCAGACGCCGGAACCCGUGGAGGAAAACAAGUGUUUUGAGUGCGGCGUGCAAGAGAAUCUGUGGAUCUGUCUCAUCUGCGGUCACAUUGGUUGCGGGCGCUACGUAAGCCGGCACGCGUACAAGCACUUUGAAGAAACACAGCACACCUACGCCAUGCAGCUGACCAAUCACAGGGUCUGGGACUACGCUGGAGAUAACUAUGUUCAUCGGCUUGUUGCCUGUAAAACUGACGGUAAGAUGGUGCAGUACGAGUGUGAGGGUGACACGUGUCAAGAUGAGAAGAUUGAUGCUCUUCAGCUGGAGUACUCUUAUUUAUUGACCAGUCAACUGGAUUCUCAGCGCAUUUACUGGGAGAACAAAAUACUUCAUUUAGAGAAAGACACAGCAGAAGAGAUCAACAAUAUGAAGGUCAAAUUCAAGGAGACGAUUGAAAAGUGUGACAGUUUGGAACGGAAACUAAAUGAACUCGCCAAAGAAAAGCAAUCCAUCGAAAAGAAAUGCUCACAGCUAAAUAACAAAGUGGUGAAGCUCAGUCAAGAGUUGAGGGAGGAGCAAGAGAUGAACCGAUGCCUGCGAUCCAAUCAGACGCAGUUUCAGACUCAGCUGCUGGAGGAGGAGAGGCGGGCCCAUGAGGCCACAGUCAGUAAAGAAGGACAGAUUGCCGAGCUGCAGGAGCAGCUACGAGACGUCAUGUUCUACCUGGAGACACAGCAGCAAAUCAAUCGGAUGCCUGCGGAUACCCGGCAGGAAAUCCAGGAGGGCCAAAUCAACAUCGCGGCGGCCCCUGCCACGCCACAGCCCGGGCCCUCGGCACACGGCACCGGGAGACUGAGCGGAAGGAAAGGACGAUUCAAGAGAGGAAAAUAGUGAAUUCGAAGAGGAUGGUGGAAUUUAUUAAUUGUACAAUUUUGCUGCUCGUCUUCACAAAGCUCAGAAAAUUUUCUGUUUAGUAUAUUUAGUUUAUCCGACAGGAAAUGCUGCCUAGGCUUCUUUGGAAAAGAGGAUGAGUAAUCACGAUCCCUCAUUAAGGCUCUAAUAUAUUGUAAACUGUUCACUAAUAUCUCACAUGAGGGCACCAAAACUGCUUUACCUGUGGUGCAUGAAAACAAAGUGCUGUUAUUAUCGCAGAAUUUUAUUUUCAUAUUUAGUGUCCUCAUGAGUGGAAUAACUAAGGCUGAGUUCCCUGGAAUUACGGAUAAACCUUGUUGACAGUUCUGGAAGUUCAUGUAUGGUUUGAUUUACUUUGUUAGUAGCAAUUUUCUUGUAUUUUCAGGAAUGUUUCUGUCCUGCGCCUGUAAUGGGUAAAUCUUACAAAAACAUGUUCAGCGUGCAUUUCACCCCAUAAAGUGGUGAAUUAUUUUUUGCAUAAAGAAAAUGAAACCUAUUUUUUUAAUUGUGCCCAACACAAUUAAUUCCUUACAGUCAUGCAAACAGACACUUUGUAUUCUUCUUACUAAUGAUAAUACUCAGUAUAUUCUCAGAUUACUGUAAAGGAACAUUCCGGUUUCAAUACAAGUUAAGCUCAGUCGACAGCAUUUGUGGCAUAAUGUUGAUUACCACCAAAAAAUGUAUUUCGACUUAUCCCUCUGUUUCUUUAAAAAAGGCUAAAGGUUCCAGUGAGGCACUUACAAUGGAAGUCAAUGGGGCCAAUUUUUGGAGGGUUUAAAGGCAGAAAUGUGACGCUUAUUAUUUUAUAAAAGCUCUUACACUAAUUCUUCUGAUAAAACUUGUUCAUUAUUAAGUUGUUUAAAUCAUCGUUUUAACGGUCGUUUUAGGGUUACAGCAUUACAUCGUCAUGGCAACGAAGUUGUAAAUUUGGAUAUGACUUUACACAGAAAAUGUUAGCAAGUGCUUAUAUCACACUAAAAUCAUGUUAACAUAUUGUUUACGUCUUGUAGCUAUACUUUUGAAACAGUAUUUUACUUAAUAACGGAGUAUUUUAACGUUUACAGAUUGGCCCCAUUGACUUCCAUUGUAAGCAGGGGCAGAUUAUGACUAGCAAGGGCCCCGGGGCCAAUUCCCCACCAUCUUUUAAAGUUGAGAUCUACGCAAUCUAUUUUUAUUGAUUUAUGUCUCUUUUAAUACCUGUUCUGUUAUGUACAGUCAGAUUAAUUCAAACACAGAGCAUGGAUGUGGUAGAGAAACCGCAAACAUUCGCCGAACAGCCACUGUUCUUAAAGAGACAGUACCAUUUUAACUUUUGUUAUAAUGUAAAUGCAGUGUAAAUACUACGAAUUAUGCAUACAACAUGCAUAUAUCUACAUGGGCCAUUAUACAUUUUGAAAUAUCUUAACCUCAUCAAACACUUUAAAGGGAUAGUUCACCCAAAAAUGAAAAUUCACUCAUGCCAUCCAAGAUAUGUCUGACUUGCUUUCUUCAGCAGAACACACACAAAGAUUUUUUUAGAAGACUAUCUCAGCUCUGUAGGUCCAUACAGUGUAGGCGAAUGGUGACCAGAGCUUUGAAGCUCCAGAAAUCACAUAAAGGAAACAUAGAAGUAUAAUCCAUAAGACUCCAGUGGUUUAAUCCAUGUCUUCAGAAGCCAUCUAAGAAGUGAUAAGCGAUAUAAUAGGUGCUAUCUUUUCUAACUCAUCUGAAUGAUGGGGUGCGUUCUGUUCAGAAGUGAUCAUCUCUAUAAACUGUUUCCUUCAAAGACUUUACCCUCCAUUGUGAGAGCUUUGAAUGGCUGAAAGGUGUGGGGCUCCAAAACAGUGGUCAUUUGGUCAUUUUUGGGGGAAAUUCUGUUUGGAACGACCCUACAGCUUGGCUACCAUUAUUAUUCUUCCAUCAUAAAGCCCUGCUAAGGCAUCAUUUAAGCCUUUUCAAAGUGUCCAAAAAUCCCCUAGACUACAUUACAUUGACAGAAUAUUUAAAUGAGCUAGGAGUCUAUUUUAGAAUGUUCAUGAUUUCAAACUUCAGCUGUCAAAACGUACACACAAGCCCUUUAAUCUGUUGUAAAAUGCUUUCUUUCUUUACGCAUUUAAAACUAUUUUAAACUUUCAGAAAUGGUUUUGUCAGACCAACAUUAUAGUUUGUCUUGACAAACUUUACAUAUCUAGUUUAAUCAGUACUUUUGAACCACAAAGUAAAAUCUCAAUAUUUUCUUUUUCCCAACCACCUAAGCUUAGUUAUUUUUUGUAAUGUAGGGCAAACAUGCAGUUAUAGCAAUGAAUAGUAUAAUAAACGUUUUUGUUUGACAGCCUUUUUAUACAAAGAAUAAAGCUCAACCACAUGAAGCCUAACAUAUGAAAUAAUAGUUGGAAAAUUACAUAUUUUUAAACCCAUUUAUACCUAUUUUUCUACUAAAUAAUACAAUUUUAAGCAUGUUGCUUGAAUUAAAUAAAUGCUAAUUUUGAAAUAUCAGUAGCAAAAUAAACGUUAAAUUGGGCAGCGUUAAAUUAAAAACACAUUUUAACAUCAGUUACAUUUCGAUUUAAAAUUCACUAUUGUUUUAUAUAGAAUUGUUCUAUGGUCUAUACAGUAUUUAAUGCAAUUACAUCAGAAGUAACUGUAACUGAAAUUUUAAGAGUAAUCCCUUACUUUUUUCCCAAAGAAAAAGUAUUGUAAUUACAGUAAUUCAUUCAUUAGUAAUGCAUUACACCCAACACUGAUUGUAAUACAGAGCACACAAUUGCGUCAUAGAAAAGCGCUUAAGGGCUCGUCUUCUUUAUGUGAACAGUCACUGAUAAAAAAACAUUUGUUUGACCUUUGCAUACAAAGAUGUCAUUUGGUAAUAUGAUUACACUACACAAAAUCAUGUGGCAUUGUGUGCAUUUUUACUUGGAACACUCCCAGUUAUUUUUAGAACACAAUGCACUGACUAUUUUUUUAAUUUUUUUUAUUAUCUUUUUAGUUUCCACACCCCUCAGUUACAAAAGCAUGGGAUAGUUGUACAGACAGAAAAAUAUCAAUACAUCUGCACCAGGGGCGUAGCAGUCACUUUAAAAGUGGGGGGGACACAGCUGUCAGUAGGUGGCUCGCACAGACCCAACACUAACAGUGCAGUAUUAAUAUAGUACAGUAUAUAUUAAUAUAGAAGUAUGAGAUAAGUAUUAUAUUACUAUAUACGUAUUAUUUACUUUUAAUAUUUGUAUUCUGCACAGAAAUGUGUGAGAGAAGAGCCAACAGAAUUUAAUGGAAAGCACGCAACUAGUCAAAUCCCCCUCGAGCUAGUUUUUGUUCUGUCAAGCAAAUCCAAUUUUUGUGAAGGGAAUUAUUCAAAUUCAAUAUCUGAGAAUAAUUAAUCUUAUUGGUCACAGUCACUAGGCUAACACGAAAUUGUCUUCCAAAGAACUCAGUUCACAUUUCCAGAUUUCAGAAGCCCGUCAUUCACCAACUUUUACACGUAUUUGCGUAUUCAUACAUUAACUGUUUUCAUAAAUGUAAUAAAAUGCUACUCAUCGCUCAGUUUAACCAAAGUCUUUCUAGCGAGUCAGUCCACUGUCGGCCAUCUUUGGAAUGCUCUCGGGAGGCUGUUACCAGUCAUGCCAGUGCAGCUCCUAUCUACUUGAAUGGGGGAACACCGAAAUUAUAAAAACGGUUGGUCAAGAUUACGGUCAAAGUACAUAUUUCAGAUUAGCAAUAAAAUCUGAUAAUACUGGAAUCAUAAAUUGUGAUUCUUUACCUCAUGUUACGCUAAAACACGCACAUUUCCCGGUUUGUAUAGCUAAUGCGCAUUCGCGUUCUAGAGUUGAUUGACAGGCGAUGUCUGUUUCUAAAAGGUGAUUGGCUCUUUUAACUGUAAGGCGGGACUUCCUUUCUACAUCCUUUGACCGUUGGGCACGAGCUUCUUGGCUGAGCGUUCCAAUAACUCCCAUUCGUUUAAAUAGAAGUGGCCUGUCUCUGCUGAAUAAUCUCUGGUUUAACACAUUUUACAUGCUUGAUUAAAAAAUAUAUGAUCGUGCCUGGUAACAUGGCUAGAAAUAGCAUUUUAGCUUAGCGUAAAUCUGACGGUUUACACAAAGUUUAUUUAUAUUUCUUCUGCUCCAAACUUACUUCUCUGUCUGCUCGUAUGAAUGUAACACAUCAUAAGAAAGUGUUUCACCGCUGUUCAAAUGCACUUUGGAUUGCAUCAUUUAUAUGCAUAAAUGUUUUCCAUCUGAAAGGACUAAAUAUGAAAUGAAACAAAUGACAAUAAAAUGCAAAGUAAUCUCUUCAGUAAUCCAAAUACUUUUUGAAUGUAACUGUAUUCUAAAUACUAAUGAUUUAAAUUGUAACUGUAGUGGAAUACAGUUACUUAUAUUUUGUAUUUUAAAUACGUAAUCCCAUUACAUGUAUUCCAUUACUCCCCAACCCUGCGUGUCAACAACAUUUUCAUUUAGAAGGGUACAAAUUCUGUCACAGGGCCUUUGUGGUGAGGCACGUAAAUUUACAAUACAAGGAAUAUUCUAGGUUCAUGUUUGCGGAAUGAUUAGGCUACCACAAAGGUCGACUUGUCCCUCCUUUUCUUAAAUAAUAACAAU